Anopheles funestus (African malaria mosquito) is the source of this 4697-nucleotide messenger RNA. RefSeq names its product maltase 2-like. The transcript is spliced from 6 exons. Gene Ontology annotation, biological process: carbohydrate metabolic process. The record is from RefSeq and is a predicted model, not a curated record. Bases 1405 to 3372 code for a protein of 655 amino acids. Lineage: Eukaryota; Metazoa; Arthropoda; Insecta; Diptera; Culicidae.
UUCAUACCCGGUUUUGUCUUGUUGUGCCGUUUAUUUCGUAAACCACCGGGCGUCUCCAUUCGAUUAAAUCACGGUAAAAUUGAGACCUGCAUUAUAAUCCAUAUGAAUCCAAAUUAUUUUUACUAGAGUAUCAUUUAUAAUGUAUUUGACAAUUACAAUAAACAUAACAAACAUAUUUGCAUCACAUGUCAAAUGUAUCCAUCAAAAUGGCUUGAAGUAAAAAUAUGGUUUUAUAAAAUUUUGGGUUUUUCUUAAUCUAAACUUAGAAAUACAUUCAAAUGAAAUUAGAAUUCAAAAUAUUCCUACUUCUAAACUUCUAACAAACGAAACAAAAAGCUCAUGCAUCCUUUUGAAGUCCCUAGGUAUGAUUCUCCAUUCGUUUGAAGUCGUCUAAUUCGCACUAUUGUUUACCACCACCCGGAGUGAAAUAUCAUCACCAUUUCAUCGUUGGUAGCAUGCUUCGGAACGUUUUAGUUAAUUAAACUUUGCUGCGGUAACUGCGCAAAGUUGACUGGAGUUCUGCCCGAAGCGUAUGCACGUUGCACGAUGCAUAUAUGAACUCCCCCCUCCCAACCACCUUUUGCAUUCUAAACACAUUUGUUUGGUAGAGAAACAUAUCUUGGUUUAUUAUCUGACCACGGUGCACUUUCACUGGGAUGCGGGAAAAUUGGCUGCGUUAGAUGGAAAUCUUAAGCCACAAUUUAAUUUCACCUUUCCAGCAAGCGAGAAGUUUUGUUCCAAAAGGGAUGGUUUAUGUGAGGAAAAGGAAACCCCACCGGAAAUGACGAAAACCAUACUCUUACUUUUUGGAGCCUUAAGGGAUGUUUGUAAUGGAGGAAGGAAAAAUUUGUUUCCGAGUGUACGGUUUGGUUAAAGUUUGUUUGACUUUCAAAGUGUUGUACAUUUGAUGGUUUUGAGCUAAACUUUUGAUCAUCGCUAUGAAGAGAGCAAAGAUUGGUGGAGAAAGUUAGCAAAUUGUUAAGAUAUUCGUUUAAUGUUACAUGCUGAUUUUUUAAACCGUUUUUCUUCCAUUCAACAGGAAAUGCUUCUGAAAAAAGGAUAUAAACACUCAACUUGAUUGACGUAUGAUUCUCUAAAAAAGAGCUGCUGUAAAGGUGAACGAACAGAUUGCAGUAUCCCGCGCGAGUGCAUCACGACCGGGUGGCUUAUUGGUGGCAAUCACACAGCCGCGUGUGAUUAAAUUUAUUCAAAACCCCCCGCCGGAACCAUACGGGUCACCAUCAGCCGUAUCAUCGAUCGUUAGCCUUUACCGUUUGUGGGUGCAAAAAGCGAACGAACAGCGAAAAGAAACAGCGUGUUGGAUUGUGGGUUGAUAGUUGAUUCACGAUUUGCAUAAAUCUUCCCGUGGCUACGUGACAUUUCGGCACCGACCGUGCGUGGUCGAUGAUGGUGGUGAACCAGCAACGGACCAAUUGUGGUAUAAAAUGGCGCUGGCUUUACUUUGUCCUGGCGGUUGCAAUAAGUCAUACCAGCGGUACGGAAACAUCGAACGACGAAUGGUGGCAAAGGACGGUUUUCUAUCAAAUUUAUCCACGCUCGUUUAUGGACUCGAACGGCGAUGGGGUGGGUGAUUUGCGCGGCAUUUCUAGCCGAUUGGUACAUCUCAAGGAUGCUGGCAUUGGUGCGACCUGGCUAUCGCCCAUCUUCCUAUCGCCGAUGGUAGAUUUCGGGUACGACAUUACGGACUAUACCGCCAUCCAGCCGGAGUAUGGUACGAUGGAAGAUUUCGCUGCAUUGCUUGCGGAAGCGGAACGACUCGGUAUCAAGAUCAUCCUUGAUUUUGUGCCCAACCAUACGAGCGACCAGUGCGAAUGGUUCCAACGGUCGGUGGCACGUGAAGCACCGUACACCGACUACUAUGUGUGGCACGAUGGUCGUGUGGAUCCCUCCAGCAGUAAUGGAACCCGAUUGCCACCAAAUAACUGGCAAUCCGUUUUCUACGGUUCCGCCUGGACGCUUCAUCCGGUGCGUGGUCAGUACUAUUUGCAUCAAUUUACCGCCCAGCAACCGGAUCUGAACUUUCGCAAUCCGGCCGUGGCGGAGGAGAUGCGCGAAGUGUUGCGGUUCUGGUUGCGCAAAGGGGUGGCCGGCUUUCGCAUCGAUGCGGUAAAUCAUCUGUUCGAGGUGGAAGGUUUUCCGGACGAGCCGGAAACGGGCACCGACCGGGAUCCACUUUCGUACGGCUUUACGCAACACAUCUAUACGAAGGAUUUGCCUGAAGACUACGAUAUGGUGUACCAGUGGCGAAAACUAUUGGACGAUUGGACACGCGACUAUGGAGGAGAUAGUCGUAUCAUAAUGACGGAAGCGUACGCAAACAUUACCUUCACCAUGAAAUAUUACCGUUCGGGUGAGGAAAAUCAACCCCGGCAAGGUUCACAUAUGCCCUUUAACUUUCUGCUCAUCACCGAUCUUAACCGAGACUCAACCGCACAAGAUUUUGUGUUCACGAUCAAUAAAUGGCUUACGUAUAUGCCACGGACCGGGGCCACAGCUAACUGGGUGUUGGGUAAUCACGAUCAGCGCAGAGUCGGCACUAGGUAUGGGGCAGAACGGAUUGAUGCGAUCCAUACACUGCUCCUAACGCUUCCGGGUAUUGCCGUCACGUACUAUGGGGAAGAAAUCGGUAUGCUAGACAAUCCGGAUGCGAUCAGUAGCAAUGGUACGGGUGACUCCGUCACCGGUGGUGAUGCAUUUAUUGUGUUUUCACGCGAUCCCGAAAGAACUCCAUUCCAGUGGGAUGAUACAGCGAAUGCGGGCUUCUCCACCGGUCCAACCACGUGGCUACCGGUACAUCCUAACUAUCGUCAGCUAAAUCUGGCGGCGGAAAAACGUUCCGAACGGAGCCAUUACAAAACUUACCAAGCGUUGGUACGGUUGCGAACGCACGCAACCUUCCGGAAGGGUUCGAUUCAGCUUGUCCCGUACUCGGACAGCGUUAUCGUGUACGUGCGUGAGUUACAGGAUGCUGACACGUUUGUGGUGGUGAUCAACCUGUCGGAUGGUGCCGAUCGAAUGGUCGAUUUGGCUUCUGUAUUUCCAAGACUUUCGCCCGAACUAACAGUCGCUUCGAGUGGUUCCGAAUCCAACUAUCGCACAGGAGAUAUCGUGCAGUCGGACAGGCUGAUCGUAGGCAGAUAUGAAGGACUAGUCUUACAAGGUGUGCCACUGACGUCGAGGACACGGGACCGCGAUGCGAUGCCGAGUACAAAUUUAGCCGUCCUUUGGCGCACGGUGAAGGACGCAGCAGUAAUUGCGUCUAUCAUAAUUGCGCUCGGUUCCAGCUACUACGGGCUUCAGCCAUGGCACACCAUCGGCAAGUGGACUGCCCGGGGUAGUUUAAAAAAAUAAUGACAACCAUAAGCGGACUGCGGCGGAACACAUUAAUGAACACGCGGGGUGUCCUUUCAUUUUUUUUUUUGCUUUUGAAGCUAGCACAGUUACGCAGCGGAGAAGCAAAGCAAGUGCUUUGCCAAAUGGAAACGGAUGGAAAUGUUUAGGAUGGAUGGAAAUGGCAAGAAAAAAACAACAAAACACAUAAAUGAAUACCGACACACGAGCCUUGCAAUUCAAAUAAUCAUUAUUGUUCAUUUCUUGCCCCAAUUGGCAUAGGAAAUGUGGCGCUGUUUGCAUGUUUAUUAGCGUGUUGUGCGCAGCAAGUGCUUUUGGUUAAUUUAAUCAUUAUUUAUUCUAAUUUUACUUCACCACCUUUGCGGUUAGUUUGUGAAUGAAGAAUUUGUGACACUGUAAAGUGUGAAAAAAAAAAUGCUUUCGGACGUGAAUCGAAAGCCAAAAACAGAUUUACUGCUUGUUCCAUUUUAAUUGUCCACAAAUAAUGGCGUGCUUUUCGGCAAUCAAAUGCUUGAAUACACCUGCAAACAUCAGUUGCUGAGUUUAGUUAAUCUCUGUUGAUGACUCGUGCUGUAUAGACAUUAAAGUUCCCAGAGUACUUUAAAUGAACAAAUACAAAACCACCUCACAAGAUCCAAUUAAUCAAAAUAAUGUCAAACAUGUAAGACUCCCCAAAUUUUUCGUCAAUGACUGAAAAAAUAAAAUCUAAAGAUAAUUUAUGUCGCGAGAUAAUUGGAUCAACAAAAACCAGGCCGCUACUUCGCGAAAAUUCGAUCUGGUUUAGAGAUGCGAUUGUUCCUAGGGUGUUGCGAAAUACAUUACGCGCAGCGGAUUGUCGACAGUCUGACUCUAAUAAUUGCUAGAUAAGAGGUCAUGUAAUAAUGCUAUCGUUUUGAUUGAUUGUAGGACCCCCUACUAGAACCGGCCAGCCUGCGCUAGGGUUGUGUGAUCAAUGAAAUGUGUGAAAUAAUUGACUGUUAAAUUGUAAAAUCACUUGUAUACAGACGGAUUCGUACGAACGGAUGCCGUGUCGGAUAUGGCAUGGAUGUUCCGCUCAAAGCAAAUCGGGGAACGUGACAGGAAAUAAUCAGGCACCGAGAGCGUGAUUCAAUGGAGGUGGUUUGAUAAGAUAGGAAAUCAGCUUAAUUUACUAUCACAGAGUUUGUAGCGAAAAAAUAAAAAUAAAACACAUUUAAACACCGAUAGCGCAUUGUACUCCCAAUCAAGCAUUGUAUGUAGGAGAGUGGUAGAUGAUUGAAUUACUGCUAAUUUGGUUAAGAAUACUAAUUCGCUUGAAAUUAUACUCAAUUAGAUUGUAAAUCUGA